AUGGGCGGCGCGGGCAUCAUCCGCUGCUCGCGCUGCCGCACCUACGUCAACCCGCACAUGGCCUGGCUGGACGGCGGCCGCUCCUUCUCCUGCAACGUGUGCGGCACGGUGAACCAGACCCCCGUGGAGUACUUCUCUGCGCUGGACGGCGCGGGGCGGCGCCUGGACCUGGCCGACCGCCCCGAGCUGCGCGCCGGCGCGGUGGAGUACGUGGCGCCGCAGGAGUACAUGGUGCGCGCGCCGCAGCCCCCGGCCUACGUCUUCGUGCUGGACGUCUCCUUCGCCGCGGUGUCCAGCGGCCUGCUGGCCAGCGUCUGCGCCACCAUCCGCGCCUCGCUGGACGCCUUCCACGGCGACUCGCGCACACAGGUGGCCUUCAUCACCUUUGACGCCACGGUGCACUACUACGCGCUGCGCCCCGGCGCGGCCGCAGCGCCCAUGCUCGUCGUGGCCGACGUGGAGGAGCUGUUCGUCCCCCUGCCGGACGAGCUGCUGGGCAACCUGGUGGAGUGCCGCGGCGCGGUGGAGGCGCUGCUGGACUCGCUCCCCGCCGCCUGGGCGGGGGCCACGGGCGUGGACAGCGCCACCGGCCCCGCGCUGCAGGCCGCCUUCCUGGUCAUGAGCCACGUGGGGGGCAAGCUGAUGCUGUUCCAGGCCGCGGCGCCCAGCGUCGGCAUCGGCCGCGUCAAGGCGCGCGACAACCCUUCCCUGUACGGCGGCGACCGCGAGUACUCCCUCCGCGUCCCCGACGACCCCUUCUACAAGCGCUUUGCCGCCGAAUGUUCGCGCUGCCACGUCUGCGUGGAUGUGUUUGCCGCGGGGGCCACCUACAUGGACUUGCCCUCCCUGGGCGCCAUGCCCAAGUACCUGGGCGGGCAGCUCUACUACUACCCGGGCUUCUCGGCGGCGCGGGACGGCGCCAAGCUGCGCGCCGAGCUGGCGCGCAACCUGUCGCGCGAGACCGGCUGGGAGGCGGUGAUGCGCAUCCGGUGCAGCAAGGGCCUGCGCGUCAGCUCCUUCUUCGGCCACUUCUUCAUCCGCACCACCGACCUGCUGUCGCUGCCGGUGGUGGACGCGGACAAGGCCUUCAGCGUGGAGAUCGCGCACGAGGAGAGCGUGCUGACGGGGCAGACGGCGUACGUGCAGUCGGCGCUGCUGUACACCGCGUCCAACGGCGAGCGCCGCAUCCGCGUGCACACCGCCGCGCUGCCCAUCGUGGGCGACCUGGCCGACCUGUACCGCGCGCUGGACGCCGGCGCGGCGGCCGCCCUGCUGGCGAAGGCAGGCGUGGAGCGCAGCCUGGCCUCGCGCCUGGAGGACGUGCGCCUGGGCCUGCACCACAAGGCACUGAUGGCGCUGCGGGAGUGGCGCCUGCUGGUGUCGCGCGGGGCCACGCUGGGCGCCCAGCCCCCGCCCAACGCCAUGCUGCUGCCGCGGCGCGGCCGCACGCUCCCCGCCCUCUGCAUGGGCCUGGCCAAGACCGCCGCGCUGCGCGGCGGCGGCCGCGACGUCAACACCGACGAGCGCAUCGCGGUGGGCCACGCCAUCGUGUCGGGGCCCGUGGACGCGCUCCUGCGCCUGCUCUACCCCGCCGUCUACGCGGUGGCGGGGGCGGAGGCGGGGUGGGGGCGGCCGGGACCCGAUGGCUCCAUCGCCCUUCCCCCGACCGUGCCCGCGGGCGUGGCCUACUGCGACCCCGCCGGCGCCUACCUCAUCGACAACGGCCGCCUGUGCAUCCUCUGGCUCGGCGCCGCCCUGGGGCCGGCCUUCUAUGAACAGGUGUUUGGCAGCGCGGCCGAUGCCGGCCAGGACCCGGGCCAGCUGAGCCUGGAGCCGGCGCGCCCCGGCUCGGAGCUGUCAGCGCGCAUCAACGCCGUGCUGGGCGCGCUGCGCGGCCAGCGCGAGCUGUACCAGGCAAGAGGGAUCCGGGGGGGGAUGAAGGAGGGGUGUUCUUGUGGCUGCUACGUGGUGCGGCAGGGCACGCCUAUGGAGGCCCACGUGGCGCCCUACUUCGUGGAGGACGCGCUGCCCUCCUCGGCCAGCCCCGGCUUCUUCGAGUUCAUGCAGGUGCUGCAGAAGGACAUCCUGGGAAAGUAG
Molecule: messenger RNA, 2097 nt
Organism: Auxenochlorella protothecoides
Lineage: Eukaryota; Viridiplantae; Chlorophyta; Trebouxiophyceae; Chlorellales; Chlorellaceae
Product: Protein transport protein Sec24-like
Exons: 4
Coding region: 1-2097 (698 amino acids)
Biological process (GO): endoplasmic reticulum to Golgi vesicle-mediated transport; COPII-coated vesicle cargo loading; intracellular protein transport
Cellular component (GO): endoplasmic reticulum exit site; COPII vesicle coat
Molecular function (GO): SNARE binding; zinc ion binding
Source: RefSeq, a predicted model, not a curated record